AUGAAUCGCACCGCAUACCAUGAUACAUUCUGCACGCCAACCAAUUUCACAUCGGCUGAUUUGUUGAUGUGGCUUGGCUUACUUUGGGUGUUCGAAUCUCUCAGCACUCAUUUGACUGAGGAAAUGUCGGCCGAAGACAGCUUUUCACUAUCUGUUACACCAAAGGAUGUGCUUUAUAUUAUGUUUUAUCGACGUGCAGACAGCCGUGUAUCCGGUGGUAAUGCAGUUAUCCAGCUACACAAUGACGGAAAGUGUAAAUUACACUACAAGCUGGAGUCCAAUUUACCCGAAUUGUACUAUUUUCAACCUCGCUAUGACUGCCUCAUUCCGGGGCAACAUGCAAAUAUUGUUGUGUAUUCACUCUCGUACCAUCUUUCUCAUCCUUCAAACGGUAAGCAAGAGAUACUAGUUAGAAGCAUGAAAGCGAAGAACGCAGAAGAGGAGUGCCUAAGUCAACUGUGGCAGAAUGCCAACGAAUCACAAAUGCGGACACAUAAACUCAAGUGCAUCCCGUUUGUGGAUGGGGAUGUGGUUAUCGAACCGAACAGCGAGCUUGUGUUUGAUGGUCCAUACGCUUUACCGUUUUCCUCCGAAAUCCUCCUAACCAACACCUCAACUGAUUCUGUAUACUUUGAUACAUUAACAUCAUCUACUAAUCUAACGGUCUUUCCACCCGAAGACACGAUAUGGCCAAAGCAGUAUUUUGUUUUGCUUGUCAUUCGGAAACCGAUGGAAGCAGCUACUGCCAUUGCAACUAGCGACACAAUUACAAUACGGACAGCAAUGUUUCCUUUCGAUAAAAUGCGGCCUACAAGAGAAAUGUGGUCCGCUGCCCCGAAAAAGGAUACCAUAAUCAAGUGUGUGUACAAAACACCAGAAACGAGUCCGUCUGUCAUGGAAUUUAAAACAGUGAAAAACUGGGAUGAGCUUUUGGUUCAACGCCACAGAAGGCUUGUGACACUACCUUUAUGCGACAAUUCUGCUGCUUUAUUUGGUAAACUUUCCCCCCCUUCUUUCCGUUUAUAGUUUGCUUUCGUGUUACAUUUUUCCUCUAGGUAUUGGUUUCUUGAGAAUCUCGGUUGUCA
This is a messenger RNA of Dicrocoelium dendriticum, 1085 nucleotides long. The record is from the annotation of a GenBank genome assembly. Lineage: Eukaryota; Metazoa; Platyhelminthes; Trematoda; Plagiorchiida; Dicrocoeliidae.